Messenger RNA from Amaranthus tricolor (Joseph's coat), 774 nucleotides. RefSeq names its product protein FAR1-RELATED SEQUENCE 1-like. Bases 1 to 774 code for a protein of 257 amino acids. The record is from RefSeq and is a predicted model, not a curated record. The transcript has 4 exons. Gene Ontology annotation, biological process: regulation of DNA-templated transcription. Gene Ontology annotation, molecular function: zinc ion binding. NCBI's taxonomy places the organism in Eukaryota, Viridiplantae, Streptophyta, Magnoliopsida, Caryophyllales, Amaranthaceae.
AUGAAGAAACUAACUGAUAAAGUUUAUAUUGAGUUACGUAAUGAUGAUGAGUUUUUAAGAAGAAUUAAUAGACUUGUAUAUAAAAGGGAUAAUGAACCCCAUGAAUUUGAAGAUCAGUGGUCAAAUACUCGUAUCCCUCUUGAAAAACAUGCUUCUAGUGUCUACACAGAUGUUGUUUUUAAGGAUUUUCAAGAACAAAUUCUUAGUGCACGUGAUGAGUGUGGUUUUGAAAAGAAUUUCGUUAGAGAUGGCAAGGAUGUGUAUCGUGUGGUACAUUUCAACACUGGGACAAUUUUUGAAGUUGUGUAUGAUGCACAAACAUUGUAUGUUGAUUGCUCUUGUAAGUUAUUCAAAAGAGUAAGAGUCUUAUGUAAGCAUGCAUUAUGGGUUUUGCAUGCAAAAGGCAUUAAAUAUAUACUAGAAGCUUACAUAUUGAAAAUGUGGACAAAAGAUGCUAGCAAAACACCUUUCUAUGAUAUUGAUGGCACGUUAUUGGAUGGUAAUAAUGCUAUGGAAUCUAGAAAAGGGAUUUUAGGAGAUGUUUGGAAUGAGUUGUAUUCAGCUGAGCUUUUAGCAAAAAAGAAUCGUGGGGUUGAGAAGACAAAACGUCAAGAGUUGGAAAAGUUUUUGGGUUGCGAAGCUCCUACAACAAUUACAAUUCAAAACCCUAAACAAUCUUCAAACAAAGGCAAGAGGAAAGAAAAUGAUCCAAAACAAAAGGAUACUGAAGAUGAAGAAGAGCAAAGGUGGCAAAUGAUUGAAUCCAUGCUUUAG